Molecule: messenger RNA, 2483 nt
Organism: Otolemur garnettii (small-eared galago)
Lineage: Eukaryota; Metazoa; Chordata; Mammalia; Primates; Galagidae
Gene: POLD3
Product: DNA polymerase delta 3, accessory subunit
Exons: 12
Coding region: 108-1505 (465 amino acids)
Biological process (GO): DNA synthesis involved in UV-damage excision repair; nucleotide-excision repair, DNA gap filling; DNA replication
Cellular component (GO): delta DNA polymerase complex; nucleus
Molecular function (GO): DNA-directed DNA polymerase activity
Source: RefSeq, a predicted model, not a curated record
AAACGACCCCGGACGUGGGAGGGGGCAAAGACGUUUCCCGCCGGCGGGAGUUGUGGCUGUGACUGAAAGAGGGCCUCAGAGGCGGUGGGUCCCCGCUCUGCAGCACGAUGGCGGACCAGAUUUAUUUGGAAAAUAUAGACGAGUUCGUCACGGACCAAAACAAGAUCGUGACAUACAAAUGGCUGAGCUAUACAUUAGGGGUUCAUGUUAACCAGGCCAAACAGAUGCUGUAUGACUAUGUUGAAAGGAAGCGAAAGGAAAAUUCAGGAGCCCAAUUGCACGUCACCUAUUUGGUAUCUGGCAGUGUCAUUCAGAAUGGACAUUCUUGCCACAAGGUUGCAGUAGUGAGAGAAGAUAAAUUGGAAGCAGUGAAGUCCAAGCUAGCCGUGACUGCCAGCAUCCAUGUGUACAGCGUCCAGAAAGCCAUGCUAAAGGACAGUGGGCCUCUGUUCAAUACUGACUAUGACAUCCUUAAAAGCAACUUGCAGAACUGCAGCAAGUUUAGUGCCAUACAAUGUGCAGCUGCAGUCCCUAGAGCUCCUGCUGAAUCCUCAUCUUCCAAGAAGUUUGAAGAGUCAGAUCUUCAGGUAUCAAGUGAGAUACAAGCAAACAAUGAACUGACUAUUAAUGGACAUGGCCCACCUGCCUCCAAACAAGUUUCCCAGCAGCCCAAGGGGAUUAUGGGAAUGUUUGCCUCUAAAGCUGCUACUAAAACCCAAGAAACCAACAAGGAAACCAAAACAGAGUCUAAAGAAGUAACAAACGCAUCUUCAGCAGGCAGCAAGGCACUGGGGAAAGGGAACAUGAUGAGCAACUUUUUUGGAAAAGCUGCUAUGAAUAAACUUAAAGUCAAUUUGGAUUCAGAACAAGCAGUGAAAGAAGAAAAAACAGUGGAGCAACCUCCAAUGCCUGUCACUGAACCAAAGCUGGCAGCUCCUGCAGGCCUGAAGAAAUCCAGCAAAAAAGCAGAGCCUGUUAAGAUGCAGCAGAAGGAAAAAAAAAGGGGAAAGCGAGUAGAGUUAUCUGAUGAUGAGACAAAGGAAACUGAAAAUAUGAAGAAAAAAAGGAGAAGAAUCAAACUUCCUGAGUCUGACAGCAGUGAAGAUGAAGUCUUCCCAGACUCUCCUGGGGCUUCUGAAGCUGAGUCUCCAUCCCUACCUCCUCCUGUGUCUCCACCUCUUGAACCAGUGCCAAAGACUGAUUCUGAACCUCCUUCCAUCAAGAGCUCAAGUGGUGAAAACAAAAGAAAACGAAGACGUGUACUGAAAUCUAAAACUUUUGUGGAUGAAGAUGGCUGUAUGGUGACUGAAAAAGUCUACGAGAGUGAAUCCUGCACAGAUAGUGAAGAGGAGCUCAAGAUGAAGACAUCCUCUGUACACAGACCCUCUGCCAUGCCUGUGAAGAAAGAACCCAGAGAGGAACGAAAGGGUCCCAAGAAAGGGACUGCUGCUCUGGGCAAAGCCAACAGACAAGUGUCUAUUACUGGCUUCUUCCAGAAGAAAUAAACUAUCAUCUCUGGUAGGUCAGAGACUUGGAGUGGUCAAGGGAGAGACCAAGAAGUAUAGACUCUUCACUUACUGUGUAAGUUCAUCUAGAUGCUUACCUCACCUGUUUCAAAAGACUUCUUUCAUCCUGUGAGGUUUAUACUAUUUCUGGUUUAUAACCAAAAGGAAAUCACCUGGAAGCAGGAAGCAAAAUAAUAUUUUAAAAGCUGUUACCUUCUAAUGACAUUUGUUAAGCACAGUCUUCGGUCUGUUGAGACUUUAUUCCAAAUUAAACUGGAACAGGUUUCAGAAUUGUCAUUGAAGCCGUUUAAUGGCUAAUCCACUGUGCCCCACUCACCCUAUGCCCUGAUCUAUAUAUGGUGCAGGAAGUAUUCCUUCUUGUUCCUCUGUGUUCUAUGAACUUGUAUGGGUGUUUUUUACCUCUGAAUUCUAGUAAAUGAAUUUACUACUCCCCAUCCUCCUAUCUUCUGUUCUCCACACUUCUGUCCCCUAACCCCAUGAAGCUGUUUUCUGUACGUCUUUUAAAUCUUGGUUGGUCUAAGGCUGAAACAAAAAUCUUCCUGUAAUCCUCUCCCUCCAUCAUUCAGUACACUGACACCUGGCUACAAACCAGGACAGCUUGUGUUCUGCCCCUUUCACAAAAGCUCUCUAGACCUUCACUUGUAAUUAGUGGUUAGGGAAAAGCCUCAGGCAGAACACAAAUAGAAAUUUAAUGAUGUAUUCAACUCCACCAGAAAUUACUUAGUCAGCAUGGACGAUAUUAGAGGAGUUGUCAUGUUGCUGACAGAGAGCGUGCUUUUUGCUGCUCUGUGUGCUUUGCUGGUCUCCCCCUUCUCACUCUCAAUACUUAGAGUGAAACCCAUACAAUGAGAUAAAGACUAAAAAGAGAAACUUUUUCCUUUAUACAGUGUACAACAGUUGAAUAAAAUUUCUCCUUCCCAAGAAUGUGGAAUGUUCAGAAACAGUAAUUUUCUAGUA